CCAGGGCAGCACUAAUAUUCUUGUAUGUGACUUUAGGAGAUGAAAAGGUAACAAUAAUAAUACGGAAGAAAUGUGUAGUAUGCGGUGAAGCUCUUCUUGGCAAACAGCAUAUAAUCUACGACACCCCGUGGGAUACGGUCUCUCGUAGUGAUGUGAUCAUCACUGAGGAAAUACAUUCUGUCACUAUGAUGAGCUCGGGAUUGCGUCGUUCUCUUGUGUCUUUGCUUGCCUUGGGCGGCAUCACAUCCUUCUCUUGGGCUUCACCACUGAAGGUGGAUAUUGCUGCUCGUGCCGAUAGCUGGCCCUAUGGACCGCUUGUCACAUCUGGUCGUGACAUAAAAAAUGCGCGAGGCGAAAAUGUCGUCUACGCAGGGGCUAAUUGGCCAGGUCACGGAGAAGUAAUGAUUCCAGACGGACUACGCUAUCAGUCUAUUGAGAGCAUCGUCUCCAAGAUCAAGAGCGUGGGCAUGAAUGCGAUUCGCCUGACGUACGCCAUUCAGAUGAUAGAUGAGAUCUACAGCAACAAUGGCAAGGAUACGACCGUGAAGGACUCAUUUACCAAGGCGCUCGGCCAGACAAACGGACCUAAAGUCUAUAGAGAAUUUCUUGCGAAGAAUCCUUCUUUUAACGAUAGUACCACCCGCCUUCAAGUCUUUGACGCCGUCGCUGCCGAGUGCGCAAAGCAAAAUGUUUUUGUCCAUUUAGAUAACCACAUGUCCAAGGCUGCUUGGUGCUGUUCUACCAACGACGGCAACUCUUGGUUCGGAGACAGAGAUUAUAAUGUGGAAAAUUGGACCAGAGGUCUCUCGUACAUGGCAAAUCACGGGAAAAACUGGCCGGCGCUGACGUCGAUGUCGCUACGUAAUGAGCUUCGCAAACCCGACAGCAAUCCCACGCUCAGCAGUCAAUCAUACAACUGGAGGGAUUGGUAUACGAACAUCAAGAAAGGAACAAGUGCGAUCAACUCCGCAAACCCGGACUUGCUUAUCUUCCUUUCGGGUCUUGAUUACGAUACAUACGUGACGCCAGUAGUUCAGGGCACGGCAUUCACACCGGGAAGCGCCAAGUUCAGCACGGCAGACUUCCAGGGCUAUGCCAACAAGCUAGUGCUGGAGAUUCAUAACUACCAGAACAGCGCGAAUAACUGCAAUAGUCUCAAGAGCUCGCUAUACAACAGCGGCUUCCAGGCGUUGCACGCGGACGACUCUAAGGCGGUUAACGUAUUCCCGGUGCUGCUAACCGAGUUUGGCUUCGAUAUGACGGGUAACACGUGGCAGGGAACGUAUGCUACUUGUAUCGCCAGCUACCUGGCAGAGCAGAAGGCCGGAUGGUUUAUCUGGGUCAUCUCAGGUAGUUACUAUGUCCGCUCGGGAACGCAGGACUUUGAAGAGACAUGGGGUCUCCUGAAGCAUGAUUGGUCAGAUUGGAGAUCGUCUGCCUAUAUUGAGGGAGGACUGAAGCCUCUUGUGAAGGCGACUGCGCAAGGAUGAGAUGGAUGAGAUAGUUGAGACGGGCCAUAUGUAAGCCAAUACUUGUAGGUAUGCCGCGAGCAUAAACGUGUUGGUAGUGGUUUUCGACAAGUAUUUGAAGGUUUGGAGACUAUGAAUAAAUUCUGUUUGGUAAUAUAUGUUCUGUUUGGUGAUUUCAUAAAGUUGAGACAGGUGGAGUAUCACAAAGAGCAUUGAAGCCAUAGCUGCCAUGGAUCGAUCAAUGGCACUUAUAUGUGAUACUUAAAGGUACCUAUGUACAUAGAUACAUGUAUUCCGUACAACAUACGGAAUAUUUGAAGGUAGAUAUUAGCUUAGGUAGUACUAAGUGGAUCC
Molecule: messenger RNA, 1823 nt
Organism: Daldinia vernicosa
Lineage: Eukaryota; Fungi; Ascomycota; Sordariomycetes; Xylariales; Hypoxylaceae
Product: glycoside hydrolase family 5 protein
Exons: 2
Coding region: 186-1490 (434 amino acids)
Source: RefSeq, a predicted model, not a curated record